GCGGAAAUAAUCCGAAGGGUUCAGUUACUCGCUGAGUGUGGAGACGCGCGCGUGUGUGUCACCUCCCUCACUCCUCACCCCUGUCAGUGGCCAACACUCCCACAGUUCUCGCAAUAGAAAAAAAAAGCAUCUGGAAAAAAAUUAUAAAUUUAUAAGCCUUUGUUCCCUGAUUUAUCUUAAGGGAAGAUAUUGUUAGAUGGUCUGUGUUAAGUGUUCGUGAGUGAGUGUUUGUAUGGUGUGAGGUGGAGCGAGGUGACCCGGCAGGAUGAGGCACAAGGAUCAGCGAGGCUGCUCUGGGCCGCCCUCCAGUGUGGCUAAGGUGCGCAAGGCGUCCUACUACGUGUGGUUCCUGGGAGCGGAGGAGUGCCGCGGCCUGCGAGGCGCUGACUGCGUCAGGCCCGUCGUCCACUACCUGGUGGGGAGGGAGCGCGAGCAGGAACCAGACAAGGUGACGCUGCAGGUGUCUGGCCGGGGCAUUAAACUGCUGCAGGCGGGGACUCACGGCCGCUCCACCGCCCCCGUCAAGCACUUCAUCCCCGCCUCGGCCGUCACCUUCGUGCAGCAGGAAGCGCGCCCCGACGAUGAUAUCGUGUCAGCCAUCCUGCUCAUCUACAACCCCCUCACCCGCUGCCCCGUCCAUGUGCACACCUAUCGCUGUGACUCCACAGAGACGGCCUCCCUGCUACGGGAGCACCUGGCACAGCUGGUGGACCACCCGGAGCAGCAGGCCAAGCUGGCCGCCCUCGAGUCUCGCCUGGCUGCCCGCGGGCUCCUGCCACCGCCCCCCUCCACCCGGGGCUCUGACGGAGCCUCCACGGGGUCGUCGACGUCGUCGGGUGGAGGUGGCAGCAGCUCGGGGCGGUCACCGACGGCGGUGCCGGCCGCCACAGGGCCCGGCAUGUCCACACUCUAUGACUCCCUGGCGGCCGAGCUGAGGGAGAAGCUGGGAUCGCGGGGCGCGCCUCUCCUCCUGCCCCCCAAGGACUAUGACACACUCAACCGCUCUCGUGGACGCCUGCCCGACGCCCGCCGUGCCCCGCCCGCCGCCGCCCGCAAGUCACAGGAAGACGACUCGGCCAGGUCGUCCGGUAUUGGCAGCGAUGACGCCCCGUCUCCCACCCACGAUCGUGAUCUGGAUCCCAUCGACAACCAGUCGUCGUCAGGUGUUCACUCCCUCCCCCUCCAUCUCCUCCUCAAUCCAGAGUCUUCUUCUUCUACAUAUAUUGUCCAAGACGAGGAGUGGGAGCGUCACGUGGCUACCGAGGUGAGGGGGGAGGCGGGACUCAUUCUGGUGCAGCCCUCCUGGCGUGGGCGUGACCCUCCCGCCCACGGCCAGGGACACCCACCGCCUACCAGAGCCGCCCACAGGAGUGCCACCCACCACCAGGUGUAUGUAGGCAGGAGUCAGUCCCCUACACGAGGGCGUGCCCGCGCCCCUCAUAACUCACCCCCUGGGGCACGCCAUCCUUCCCCUACCCGCGUCCCCCGUGACCUAUCCCCUAUCAGGCCCGUGCACCAGAAGAGGACCCCGCCACGCCCACACGCCCACACCAGAGACAGGAGUGAGUCGCCAGUCUCUCCACGUGAGAGGUUCCAAGACGCCCGCGACAAGUUCCGCUCUCUGGAGCGAGACUGGCAGCGUCCAGAUCGUCCAGACUGCCAGGCGCGCCCCCACGCCCACGGUGGAGUGUGCCGUACGCCCUCCUGGGAGCCCAAUCCCAAGGGCGGAUCAGGCGUGAGGGAGGCCCGGGGGUCAGUGGAGCAGGGAGGGCGGGACGAGGGCGUGUGGCCCAAGAGUGACCGUGACACAGGCUACGGCUCCCGGGACGGUCUGCUGCGAGAACGACCCCGGGGUCGUGACUUUGACCGUGGCUACGGCACCUGUGACACCCGCGACUCUGACCCCUGGCGCCGGGAGGUGGGUCACCGCACCCCUGACCCCUGGCAGAGGGAGCCGCGUGCCCCUAGUCCCACCAGAGCCCCUCGCGGCCGAAGUCCCACCAGGGAGUACCGGGUGCCGCGGGUCAGGUCCCCAGACCGUACAGACUACCACCGAGCCAAGUCCAUGCAUGACCUGAGCCAGCGACGGGCAGCUAACGAGAACGAGGAGGACCGCGGUGGCUGUAACGACCCCCGUAGACGGUCCAUGUACGACACGGCAGAGGACCCCCGCCCCUUGAGGGAGUCUCGCACGAACCGCCACUACCGCUCACAGGCCAGCCUCCGCCGUCACAACUCUUGCAGCUCAGACUCGUGCCACUCAGCUGACAGCUACAACGAGCUGCCAGAAACCCGCAGGUUCCCGGGUCUUGACCGGGCCACGGCCCGCCCAGACCCCCUGGAGCACGCCCGCGGCCACCCCCACACCGCCCACCUUAACAGUAAACGCACCUUCGAUUACCCGGUGAAUGGCGGCACGGCGGCCGUACAUAUCAGCCGUGCCCAACAUGACGACUACAGGCGCUUCCGUUACGACCACACCACCACCCCGCAGUUUAUCCGCUCCACCUCCGUGCCCACCACCCACUACUAAAUACACACACACACACCCACACCCACACCGUGUCUACUCCCCUGCAGUCGUUUCCUAACACGCUCCUGGUUCACGUCAUCUCUCCAAUGCUCUUGGUGAAUUAUAUUGCUUGUGCUUUCCCUUUAUCCACUGUCUGGCCCUGCUUGUGUUAUACAGUACACACAGAAGAACUCGUGAGUUGUGGACACAGGCAGGCGGGCGGUGGGAUCAGUGUGCUGGUGGGCGGGAUGGUUGGCUACGCGGUGAUGCUCUCAGUCCCGGCUCUGUGUUGACGGAUUGUGUUGUUAGUAAUGAUAAUAUGUUAAGGACAGGUACGAGCGUCAACCAGACCAGCUGUGAGAUGCUAAUGUGCUCUUGUACUGUCGCUGUGUGUGGGGCGAUAAGGAGUGUCCCACCCCUGAGUGUCUGUAGUGAUGAGUGCCCAGCCCCUGAGUGUGUGGGGGUGAUGAGUGCCUCGCCUCUUAAGUGUGUGUGUGCGCGUGUAUGUUACCCCCGUUUACUAAGAAUAUCCUAUUGACAGCUUCUAUAUACCGGGAUAAUUGCUUCCCUGUACCGGUAUGCGGCUCUCCCGUCCAUAUGUACGUUUUACAGGUGUGUAGAUAAUUGUUGUUCGCUUAUUCUGUGUAGGUUUUUUUUAAUCAUCAUAACUGUGAAUAAUGAUGUAAUGAUUAUUAUUUUUAUUUCUCAUUAUGUAUGUGAGCAGUGUUAGUGGGUGAGGUGUAAUCUUGAACCACACCUACUACCUAUAUUAAACUGUAUAUAGUAAUUAAUAAAAAACUUUUAUGUCCACCAGUACAACACAGUGUCAGAUGUCUGUGUUUUUUGUCAGUCAAUUUCUGUUUAUCUGAGACUGUAACCAUCGCUCUUAAACAUUCAUAAUAUAAUGUUUAUCUCUGUAGUGAUGGAUGUUUUCAAACACUUUUAUUAUGUGUAAAUUAAUAUUUUUUAUUUUAUUUUUUAGUUUUUUAUCCCUAGCUGUAAACACUCACUUGCGUAUAUAAGUCAAUCUAUUAUUUUAAACAUUUAUGGUAUUUUUAAGUCAAUUAUCUGUGACUAAACAUUGAUGUGUGUUUGUUAAGUCACUAUAUCUCAUUCUGGCUGUAAACAUUACUUACUUAAGAUGAUUUUUUGCCAUAACUUUGAUGUAUAUGAAGUCUAGUGUGUUGACUGCCCUGCUUAAAUGUUUAAUCACCAUGGUGGUAGUUAAAUCACCAUGGUGGUAGUUAAAUCACCAUGGUGGUCGAAUCGCCAUGGUGGUCGUUAAAUCACCAUGGUAGUCGAAUCACCAUGGUGGUAGUUAAGUCACCAUGGUAGUCGAAUCAACAUGGUAGUCGAAUCACCAUGGUGGUAGUUAAAUCACCAUGGUGGUCGAAUCGCUAUGGUGGUCGUUAAAUCACCAUGGUGGUCGUUAAAUCACCAUGGUGGUCGUUAAAUCACCACUGUCGUCUGUUUCUUUGACUGUUUAUUUGUUUGUUUGUGUUUUUUCUCUAAUUACUGUUUGCCAAAUCAUUAAGGUGUAGAAAUAACUUUUGUAAUGGUGGUUGAUUUGUGGUUUAUUGAUGGUGGUGAUUGGUUGAUUGUGGUUAUUAAUUAAUGAUGAUGGUGGCUGAUUUGUAGUUUAUUGAUGGUGAUUGAUAGUGAUGAUGGUGGUUGAUUGUGGUUAUAAUGAUCAUAAUAUGGUAUUUGACAACCAUUACUGACUUAAAUGGCGGUGAUGGUGGUUGACUGUCAUGGAUGACUUAAAAAUAGGGGUUAAAUCUGCUAUUAAUUGACAAUCAACAACCAUUACGUGUGUGUGUGUGAUCAAUUACCUAAUAUGUCAUCAUGUGCACUAGAAAAGUUAAUUCCUACUCCCUUUACCCCCUACCUUCUACUCCCCACUCCCUUUAUCCUCCACACCCCUUCCCUACACCCCUCCUUACCCCUUACUCCCCGCUUCAUGUCACUGGCUAAUGGACCCUUUGAGACUGUGUAUAUAGUGUACAAAAUGUGAAGUUGUUUGUUUGUAAAUUAUGCAACACACGAGCUCUGAAUGCCAAUAUAUUAUAAUUAUUAUUUUUUAUUUUUUUUUUUUUGCUGGUAACUUGAAUAAAGAUUAUCAAGGGAG
This is a messenger RNA of Homarus americanus (American lobster), 4640 nucleotides long. RefSeq names its product serine/arginine repetitive matrix protein 1-like. The coding region runs from base 266 to 2533 and encodes 755 amino acids. NCBI's taxonomy places the organism in Eukaryota, Metazoa, Arthropoda, Malacostraca, Decapoda, Nephropidae. The transcript is spliced from 4 exons. The record is from RefSeq and is a predicted model, not a curated record.